GACUUUUCACCACCGACACCCACUAAGAUGAACACGACAUGUCAUCAGAACCUGUUCGUAUCGUGGAUGCACUAGUUUGAUAUCAGGCGAGAGUGGAAAAGCACUUCAUUCGCACUGUGUCGACAGCCUGCUCGCUAGCCGCACCAGCCUUUGUUUCAUUCACUGCCUAAUGAAUAAUAAAUCAGACAGGCCGGGCGGGGAAGAAAACGAUCAAACGCCCAAUGCUGACAGAAACUGUCCACUUUUUGCACGUCUAUGGAAAAAACUAAAGUUGAGACAUCGAUAAACAUGGCCACAAGCUGUUUUGAAGGCUGAUUUUGUCAUAAUUCAGCGGAUAGUCUGCGCUGCGAGUCGCUGUCCCUGCAGUGCGCAUGCGCGAGCCGUCAGCAGGUCAGAGGACUAAAAGCACGAGGGCGCAGUCCUAUGCUUCAGUGGUGGAAGCCGUUGGGCCAGAGAAGGUGGAUCGUCACCUCCCGAGCGUCAACCUGCUUUUAUCUACCUCAUACUUCACCUCGGCCUGUCCACUUGUGCUGCAGUUGCUGUGUUGGUGUUGGUGUGGUGUGUGUGGUGCUAACACCAGGGUGAGUGUGGUGCUUGUCAGCAGGCGGAGGCACGAAAGCCAGUGGAGACUUCGCUAUGGAGCGCCUCCUGUGUCUCGAGUCGGGGGUUGUGAACCGAGCAUACGAAGAUCCCGUAUUGCUCAAAGACAACCGUGUUCUACAGAACUUGCUGUCCACGGAGGAUAGAUAUGUGCCGACGACAUGCUACUUCAAGUGUGUGCAGAAGGACAUUCGUCCCUACAUGCGCAAGAUGGUCUCAGACUGGAUGGCAGAGGUCUGCGCCGAGCAGAACAUGGAGGAGGAGGUGUUUCCACUGGCUAUGAACUAUCUGGACAGAUUUUUGUGUGUGCAAAGUAUUGACCGCAAUCGUCUUCAGUGCCUGGGGGCGGCCUGCAUGUUCCUUGCCUCCAAACUGAAGGAAACCUACCCGAUCAUGGCAGAGCAACUGGUGAUGUACACUGACAACUCCAUCACCCAGUCGGACUUGAGGGACAUGGAGUCACAGAUCCUACACGUGCUGAGGUGGGACCUGUCGGCCGUCACGCCCCAUGACUUUCUCGUGCAGAUCACCAGUCGCCUGCCGCUGGACCGGGCGCACGUGCACACUGUCAAAAAGCACGCGCAGACUUUCAUGGCCCUCUGUGCUACAGACUGCAAGUUUAUGCUGUUCCCCCCAUCAAUGAUUGCUGCUGGCUGCAUAGGGGCUGCAAUCCGAGGCUUGCUGGGCUCUUCCUAUGAUGGGUCGCUGACAGAACGUCUGCACAAGAUCACAGGGAUAGAAAUAGACUGCCUGCGGGGUUGCCAGGAACUCAUAGAACAGUUGGUGACAAGCAGUCUGUCCAGCCUGAAUCAGAGCACAUCCUUGGACUCCAAGUCGGACACAAUGACAGAGCAGGCAACUACACCAACAGAUGUGAGAGACAUCAACCUUGCGGUGGUGGAUGAAGAGAACAGUCAUCUGCUUCUCUGAACCAGCCAGACGUGCAGCCACUCUCCUUACCAAAAGAGAGCCACACACUUGUGGCUGUUGGUGUAUUUUUCCAUUACAUUAAUUGCCUCUCAGUCUUUGGGAACUGAUAAAGACUACUUUAGCCACAUCACCCUGAUGUGACAGGAAAAUCAGACUGUCGCCUAAUCAGAGGACAGUCCAUUUCUGCCAAGAGGACAACAGUGGAAAUCUACAUUUGCAACACCCGUCAAAAGCUUAGGUGAUACAUAGUAAUUACCAGCCAUGAAUUGAAAUGAAUUAUAACAAAAGCUUUUGGUGAAAUUGGACACUUCCUUUUUCUCAAGUGGUAGUUCUAAAAAUAAAUCAACACCCUUUGAGUAACUCGCCUACACUGAAAAAACUUUGAGGAGAGAACACUUGCUGGCCAAAAAAGUAAUACAGGCCAAGAGAUGGUGGUUUGUUAGUUACUAGUACCACACCAUAGAUCAUCUGCCUUUUGUGUGUGUUCUCCAAGACAGAAGAUGUUUGUAAGAUGUGAUGGAUGAGGUCUGGCCAUUGCCACAAAUUUCAAACCAAAUGAUACGGAGCACAGAGGGAACUGAAGAAGAUGCUGUUACUUGCAAGUGCUGAUGUAUAGGUCUACUCCCCACAGUGAUCAUAAAGUAGAACCAGAUCCUAGUCUACUGUCCAUAAUCUCUUACAACCUUAUUAAAAGAAAAUCUGUUGAGAGGGUUAAAGGACUGGUCAUGAGGCUAUCACAAGAUGGCUGUCGGUGUUGACUGCACGUAUAGCUUGUGGUUGUUAAUUAUAGCUGAGAGUUAAUGUGUGGAAGUUCGGCGAGUGACAGUAUGGUCAUAUAGAUGUGGAAAUCAACUUUUAAUGACUGAAACCUGUUUGACAGUAAACACAUUGUCAAGGAUGGAUGCGAGAUUGAAAUUUAGUUCUUAUUCCUCCACAUUAUUUUAAAACAAGUUUGUGCGUAAGGUUUGCACUACACUUUUUAAAAAAAAAACAAAAAAAAAAACUUACAGAAUGUAUUACUUGAGCAUUGUCAAUAACCUGAUUGGUUCGAUCACCAAUUUUUGCAACCAGUAGCUAGACUUGAAAAGAUGUUACGAUGUUUUGGUGCCUGUAUUUUUUUUUUCCUUGGUUUGGUGGUGGAGGAGGGAAAUGGAUGAGGGUUGGGAUGUCUUUGUGGUGAACAUUUUAAGCUCUUCAUGUGUGGAAAUCUUCAGGUAUUGAAACAAUGAAGGUGGCAGGAGACUAAGAUAGACUCGACCAAAGCAGGUAAAAACUGCUGCAGAUGAAUUAUCAUGUGGCACAAACAAGAAAGGACAAAAUGAACAUUGUACUCUUAAAACUGUGUUGGAUUGUGUGACAGAGGCUUGUAUGUGAACGUGACACAUCUUGUGUAAUAUCAAUAAGAGUGUCAUGGCUAUUAUAACUUUGUGAUAAGGACAAAACAAGACUUCUGUGAUGUGUGUCUCUUCUAUUGAGGAGGCCAUUUUUGGCCAUUUUUCAAAAACAAAAAAAUGUGUUCAAUAUGAAGCAAGUGACUAUGUUGAAAGGGACUAGCUUUCUGUGUAUAUAGUAUUUUCAUUAAUGUUCGAGGCCGAAAUAACUAUUGCUUACUUUCAUUAAGGUGCAAUGAUAUGAAGUAACGGUAUCAUUGCACAUUCUGAUUGUGUGCAAAUUAAUGAAAGUUUAUACUUUGAGGUUCUGAGACGACGAAGUUUUCUUUUACACGUUUAUGACAUUUUAAAAUGUCAGUUUAUCAACAUUGGAAUACAUGUGUAAAAUAUUUGAUAACUGUGAGAGCACGCAUUGCUGCCUUGUCCCACCGAUUGCACUGUAGACUGGCCGCACCCAUCCAGGCCACCUUCUCCAGUCACCUCCCAACUCUAGUUCGUGUAACCAUGAAAUCUUGUUCAUCUAUUUCGUCUUUGCAUUUUUACUUCAUUCUUCAGCAUAUCCGUUUCAUUUUCUAACUUAGCCUGAGACCUUUGUUGGUACUCAACUUAGCACCAGCCUGUGUCAUUGGGUUACAGUGCUAGAGUGGUGUGGAGGGGGUAUUUUGCGGGUGGGGAGGGGGUAGGUGAGGUUGACCAUGACCGGGCUGACCCUGCUUGUGACCUUGCAAAGCCUACAAGUGUUUAUCACUGUUGUCCGAUGCUACAUACCACGCUUGCCCACUUGUACAAGGUUCACACCUGUCCGUGCGCUGUCCACUCUACCUCUGUAUGCCCCACGUGCUUGCCCUCUGACUAGCCACGUGACUGAAGUAACCUUUUCUGAACUUGUUACACGCUUAGGCCAGGGAUCGCCACAGUGAACGCAUAACAACCGCUUGUAGUGUUGGCAGCAAGGAUCAAGUGUAAUGACUCAGUAUUUUUUACCUGUAGUAUCAUAAAUUAUUCUGGUUGAAAGGAGAGUUGACACGACAGUUGUGUACUGUGUUAAUGAUGUAUUUCAAGAACCACUUAUGUAUACAUGUACCUUGCCGCUUGCUUGGAAGGGGCGGAGGGAAUCAGAGGUAUUUCUGUUUCCACGCCCCUCUGUCCAGUUGACUUUUUCUACAUAGGGCGCCAUAUUUUCACGCCGACAUUUUGUCAUGUGUUCAGAUAAAUUUCUGUCGUGUCUUUUUUCACUGCAGUCCUUCUGUGUUUCCUAACAGUUCACUCUUGGAUGACCUUGCGGAACACGUGCGUGCACUUUUGCAGAUGGCAUCAGCUGAGUCACAUGUCUGACGCCCUGAUCACGUGCCAGCUGUGUCAGUCGCGCUGACGCACCUUCUGGCUGGUCUGGCUGCACUUGUGUCUGCCGUCAGCAGCUGUAACGUGUGCAGCCUUCCAUGGUGCAGCUGUUGUGAGAGUUUGUGUGUGUGUGAUGAUGAAUCAUGUGGACGUGCAGAAAAAUGCAACGAGCUGUCGGUUUGUUGACGGCACUGGAAUGUUCAUUUUUAAAGCGACUAACUGCCGGCGAGCAGAAUGCCAGAUGAAGGUUUUAGGUGAUAGACGACUGUGUGCCUGUGUUAUAAGCCACAGCACGUGCCCCCCGCGACACAGAUAAUCUAAAAUGUCAUUUACCUCAGACCUCUACGUGUAUAGUGCUAGCUAAGGACGUUCUGACACGUAUGCCUUGUAUAUUUGUGUAGAGUGCCUCCAGAUUUCUUUCCAUUUUUGACAGAAAAUCAAGUCGAAGUUUGUGGAAGACGUGUCUUUCAGGCAGGGUCAGAAUGUUGUCUGUGAUACAAAAGCCGGAGGAAUAGACUAAACGGGUGCAUCAGGCGGACAGACUGACGUUUCAAUAUCACGGAGCUUGCGGUGAUUGCUGUUCAGCAUCUAUGUGUCUGUAUUGGUGGUGUCACCUAGCAGCCUGAUGAAGAGACUAUAUUGAGCUGGGAGUACUUUUUACGACCUUUAUGUAACCAAUAUUUGAUGGACGAAAGAAAGUGAUGGAGCGGCGAACCCUCGUCAGUCGUUGUAGUCGAGUUCAGCGACCGUGACGACGGGAAGUCGUUUGUGUGAGAUGUUUGGUGACUAGUGUUUGCUCGACAUUAAAGAAAGAUUUUGUUAAUUGAUGAAAUGUUAUUAACGCGUUUAAAUGGUGUGGAUCUCGAGAUGCGAGGCUCGGACUUACCGACCAAUGAAAAACGUCGAUGCCUUUGUGGCGCGCUGUGACGUCACACUCGUCUGUCAGCAAGACGGGGAGUCCCGUGACACCAGAUGCGCCGUUAGCCAUGCAUUUUGGAGAUUUUUGAUUUUGAAAGAUAGCUGCUUGCUGUUGCUACUCUUGUUGCCCUUCUCGUAGCCUCUCGUGUCCAGUCGACGAUGCACACAAUGUGUUUACGACGACGACCGUUGCUGUGGGCUUUGUUGAGGAGCUGUUAAGUAACUAGCGGCUAUCUUUCGGAAGCCAAUAUGGAAUUAUGUUUGUACAGUUUCAUGUACAUAAUAAAUUUAAAGUACGCAAAUAAAAUUUGAAUGUUUACAGAA
Molecule: messenger RNA, 5504 nt
Organism: Pomacea canaliculata
Lineage: Eukaryota; Metazoa; Mollusca; Gastropoda; Architaenioglossa; Ampullariidae
Product: G1/S-specific cyclin-D2-like
Exons: 5
Coding region: 637-1530 (297 amino acids)
Biological process (GO): positive regulation of G1/S transition of mitotic cell cycle; mitotic cell cycle phase transition; regulation of cyclin-dependent protein serine/threonine kinase activity
Cellular component (GO): cytoplasm; cyclin-dependent protein kinase holoenzyme complex; nucleus
Molecular function (GO): cyclin-dependent protein serine/threonine kinase regulator activity
Source: RefSeq, a predicted model, not a curated record